Siniperca chuatsi (mandarin fish) is the source of this 4715-nucleotide messenger RNA. RefSeq lists its product as uncharacterized. Lineage: Eukaryota; Metazoa; Chordata; Actinopteri; Centrarchiformes; Sinipercidae. The transcript has 5 exons. The coding region runs from base 2432 to 4156 and encodes 574 amino acids. The record is from RefSeq and is a predicted model, not a curated record.
GGAUAAAGUUUGUUUUCAUCCCGCUCCAUAACUCCUGAAGGAUUUGUCAUUUAUUAGGGAACACAACAGGUGGGGGAAUAAUGGUGAUGAUCCUGGGGCUUAAAACUGGAAGGAAUUCAAAAUUCCCACCAGGACCCCUGAUUACAGGCAGGCAUCAGUAAUUGAUGGCGUGGCAGAUGAACAGUAGCAACUGUUUUCAGGCGCCACUGCAGCAGGAUGAGUCAAAAAGUCACAGUCACAGGUUCAGGUUACUCCAGGACAUUGUAUGAGAUUUCACACAUUUUGCUCUUUAGCACAAUUUGAAACAUACGGUAUGUGAAGCCUGUGCUAUUUGUAUUGGUUAGUAUGUUACAAAAUAUGCCAGAAAAUAUUAUACCUAAAAAAUGCUGAGACUACGAAGUUUAAUGACAUUGAAAGUCUGUGUAAAAUUUAAAAAAUGACUGAAAUUGUGCCAAACAUGCCAGGCAUCCACCUUGUAGUUUCCUUUUCGUGACUAUCUGCAAUAAAGAUAUUACUGACUGUGACACAUUAUUGCUCACUGUGUCACCUACAACCAUUUGGCAUCCCUUGGAAAAAUGAUUUGCAGUAGGGUACGGUCACAAGACAAAAUCUGCCCAAGCAUCCUAAAGCAGAGUAGCAACAGAGAAUCCUAUUGGCCGAGAGACCGCAGCAGCUGAAAUAGCUAUGUAAACACUUUCCCUCUCUCCGUGAGCCCCAGUAAUUAUAGCCAGGAUGCUGGUGACGACAGUUGUCCCAUCGAGACUUCAAAUGCUGGAAUAAAUUUGACAUUAUGAUAUUUGAUCCCAUCCAAUGGCGCGCACACGUAAACACUGGGGAGCAGUAUAAAGGCUGGGUACCCCGGCUGGAACAGAAGUUGUUUACCCUUUAGCUCAAAGCUCCGGACUUAACCCCGACACCAACUGGGAGAAGAGGGCCCUUUAAAUCCAGUCCGCGGGGUUUUACGUAACACAGAGGAGGAAAAGCGAGGAGGAAGCACAGUAGAGAGGGGACUUGACAGUUUGGAGACGACAGCAGUGAAUCUGUUGGAGAGGUCGGAGCGCACGGCGUGCAGGAACUAGAGCAGACUGAGGAUUGUUACUGGAGGGCAGUGAACACUUGUAUGUUGAGUAAGGUAAGGACAGCUGUUUAUUAUUGAGGCGUAAAUGGCAGCUGUAAUUAUGCUUUAGUGCCAUAUGGGACGAUAUUUGAAAUUAAUUGUAUAUAGGCUUAGCAUAUUUAAAUUUAGACAGCACGAAUGGCUAAACCUGAAGUCCACUGUUGUCAUGUUUAGCCUUAAGGUGAUUAUUUCAAUUUAUUUCUUCAUUUUAUUUUUAAUCAUAUUUAUUCAUUUUAUUUUGAGCAACUUUUAGGGUGUAACUUUAAAUGUUUUCUUUGUCUUUGUCUCUGACAUACAUUCACUCUAGCUGCCCCUCUCUCAUGCGCACAGGCCAUGCAGCCAGUUUACUAUGCAUAGUUACAAGAAUAUUAAUAUCUCUACUCUUACAUCACAGGUGGGAGGGAAGUGGCUGGUACAUUCGGGCACUUUCAGCCAGGGUACUCGUCAUAUUCAAUGAUAGCAACAACAACAACAACAAACCCUGGUUGACUUAGUUUAUUUGAUUGGAGCUGCAACAAUAUAUAGGCAAUUAAUACUCCCAUUGGGAUACAACUUUCCCAUGCCAUUGAUGAAUGUUGACCAGGCCACAUUUACAGGGUUUGGGUUUGGGGAUACAUCUGAGGGGCAACUAUGAAUGCAUCUGAGAUAUGACACAGCAAAAUUUAGAUGAAGGCAUUUUGGUGUUAAACCCUGCAAGUUUUUUUUCUUCCCGUGUCACAAGGCAUACAGUGGCAGGCUGGAGAUCAAAGUGGCCAAGUGUCUAAACACUUGCAAGGCUGUCAUGCAACACUCUUGUCCACAUGUGCUGCAUAGGUGGGCUUACAUGCAAAUUUUGGACAAGAAUGCGAAAAGAGAGGAGGGUCGUGAAUAUCUGACCUUUUGUUAGGGCAGAGCGUGUCCAACUAGUCAUUAAAGCAAAAGAGAAAAGGAAAAAAAUGAAAUUCAAUUAAAUAAAACUUCCAUCAGUUUAACCUCAGUCAGAUGUCAUUGCCACUGGUGCAGUAGUAUGUUUUAUUCUGAAACAGUUUGACCAGCAUUGUAAAAAAGCGUUAAAAAUGUUCACUUGUCUAAAAGAAAAAAGAGUUGUCAAAACCAGAUUUGGGGCUAAAUGACAGAAACACAGAGAAAAGAAGCUUAAAGCCGGCUUUGUUUUGUAAAAGUAUGCCAACCCUCUUUUUUCCCAUGUGUUUGUCUUUAUAGUGUUUCCAGGUCAUCGACCCUUCAGCCCUACAGUGACCUCUGACAGGAAAGUGAAACAGGAGAAAGGGGAAAUUGCCAUUUAAAAAGGCCUCUGGGUAUUGAGCAGCCAGCGUCAUGGCAGCCAUUGAUCUGGAGCGUGGGCUGGAACACAGUGGCCGGGGCUGGGGGCAAGAGAGGCCAGAGCUGAUGGACAACUUCGACUCAGAAAUGCAGGAGUGGGAGGACCAGCUGCAGGACAUCCAGAGAAAAAUUGAAGAGUUGUACAAUGAAGUUCAGGCCCGCAGAGGAGCAAACGAUAUCACUACUGACAACCAGAAAAAUGGCAGUGAGUUGGAGUGUGGCCUAGGCCACCAUGGCAAUGGUCUUUUUGCGCCCGGCCAUCACCCUGGAGCUAUAACUGGGCCACAUCACUAUAGUAACGACUGUAACUAUAGCCCCAAUGGCUACAGCUACCCUGUGAGUCAUCAGAAUGGCUACGGUUACUGCCACACCAACGGAGUUUCAGAGAUCGGAGACUUAUUGCAGGAUUACUUGGGGCAGGGGAAGCAAAUGAGCCGGAAGAACAAUGGAGCUCGCCAUGUGCGCUUCAGUGACACAAUCAAGGUGAGCCCAGACAUCCCUACAUACCAGGAUGUGAUCAGAAGAAGUUCUAGAAAUGAAAGGCUUGGUCAAAAGCAGUUUUUGGGCAGUUUUGAGGAAACUGAAAACAGGAAGAACCAAGCGUCUUACAUGAAGACCUCCCCUUGCAGAGAAAGUUCCCCCAACAAAGAAAACACAGGUGCCAAGCCCCCUCUGGGACAAAGGGAUGCUCCUGCUGUACAACCACGCACACAGCUUCCAAUCACAACAGCUGAAUCUCCUGCUCUGGACAGGAAGUCCUACGGUGCUGGCGUCCUGGGAGAUAGGAAGUGCAGCAGCCCCUCUGUUCUCAGGAAGUUUGGAGCCAUGCUUCAGGAGAACGAGGGCAAAAUGCUCACCGAAUCAGGGGUGGUGACCCAUCAGGGGCUGGCCCCAGAGCCAAAGUGCCCCACCCCUGGCUGUCAGCGCAGAGCUCUUGGAGCCACUGCAGUCGCCGGCAGGGCGCCCAUGCGCGUGCCUACCCAGAAAUGCCAAGCAGAUUCCGACGUGCUGACAGCAGAGAUAGAGCCCAGCCAAGAAUGGCGGCUAGUAUCAGACUCUGGUAGACAGAACCACAAGGAUCACAGAGGAGGCUACAGUGGUUCUAAAGGGUCCCACGCGAGUCCCCAGCACUCCCAGAGGAGAUCACAGGUGGCAGGGAGCCCAAAGAUUAGACCCAGGGCUAACAGUGGGGCAGACAGAGAUGGAGGACUGGCUCACGGGGAGAGAGCAAGGAAGUCUGAACCCCAAAAUGCGGAGCCCAAAAUGGACUACAGGGUUUCAAGUGCUUCUUCUGGAGCUCAGAAGAUCCAGAGGGGAGGGUUAGCGGGACAGGAGUUGCCAGGUUGUGGUCGAGCGAGGGAUGAAGGACUUAUUGAGCUGCUGGACAUGCUGGAGAUCCAACAUGAGUACAGCUCCAGUCCCAGAACAGGACACACAGUUUAUAGACAGGAUCCACAGCAGGUAAACACAGUCGAGUUGUCCCCAGCCAAACUUAACAAGAACUUCUCUCGUCCUGCGCGGCCAGCCAACCAGCGACCUCCUUCCAGAUGGGCCGGCCGCACCACUACUGCCAGGAUCAUCGCUCCAUCAGGCCCAAUGUACCGUCCCCCGAGUCCCCUUACUCGCCCUCCUAGCCCCAUGACCAGAACCCCAAGUCCCGCUCUGAAGCACCGGCCUCUCAUUUCCUAUUCACUUCAGACUGAGACUGUCAUUAUGUGAUACCUUUCCAUUUCAAUAAAGCUUGUUCCCUUCCUCCAGGAAAACCCUCUCUGUGUAAAUAGUAAGGACGUUUCUGUUGAACAAAAAUGCUUUAAGAGAGUUACAAAGGAUGCUUAAUUGCAUCCUGUUCAAGAUAAAACACAUCCACGACAUUCUCCAGUGUUGCUGUGGCUUUUUGCUUCUUCUGUGCCAACAUAUUAUCAACAUAUUGCUUUGUUGCAGUCCCCCCUUAUUCACUUUCCUCUUUUUUUGUAUUGAAUUUCAGGUGUUUUCUGUAUAAUGAGAUUUUGCAUGCAGCCCUAGUUUGAGGGUGCAUGCUCGUGUUUAAUCCUCAUGGUCGCCUUGUUAAAUCAAAUUCAACCUGGCCACCAGUAGGAGUAGAUUAAGUUGCAACUGUGCUCCCAGCAGCAAUCUGCUAACUGUCAACAACAGUGUGUUUUACUGUAUAAUAUUGUCAAAGUAAUAUAUUUAAGAUGUUCAAAUAACAGCUGUGACAAAUGACUAUGAUAUGCCUUUAAUGUAUUCUUUUUUCUUGGUAAUAAAUAUGACAGUGCUUUGA